CUCAGCAGGUAUAGGCCGAUCACAGUCUUUCUAUUCUUGGUCUGUGCUUUGACAAUCCGCAACAAUCUGUCAGCGAAAUAGAUUUUUCAAAUACUUAUUUAUUAAGUGCAUUUCCAAUGGAUUUCGUGUCAAACAUCGUUAGCCGAUCUCUUUCUAGCGACGCCUCCGGUCGUGAUUGGGCUUGCGCGGCUUCUCUUGGUGUCGCCGCUCUUGGUAUAUCAUAUUUCAUUGUUGCCAAAGUGUCAGAGUUUGGAUUCCUGUGUGCAAAGAAAAAAUCAAAGGGAAACUGGGUAAACCCCGAAAUAAGGAAAGAAGAUUCAAAAGUAGUUGACUCUUGUGACAUUGAAGACAUUGGAGAAAAAAAAGUAUUUUGCCGGUGCUGGCGUAGUGCCUUGUUUCCCUACUGUGAUGGUACACACAAUAAACAUAAUCUGGAAACUGGUGAUAAUGUUGGACCAUUAAUAGUUGGAAGAAAGAAGAGUAACUGAAAUAAAGAACCACCAUGGAUUCUAAAUAUGUUGAUUGUAGUAAAUUAGCAUAGAAAAAAAAUAGCUCUUAAAUCUACCAAUUUAUACGCUGAAUUAUAUAAUGGGGUAAAUGUGCAGGUAUUUCGUUCUGUAUUGAUAAGCAAUGUAUGGAUCAAUUAAACAGUUACAUACUCAUUA
Messenger RNA from Daphnia magna, 665 nucleotides. RefSeq names its product CDGSH iron-sulfur domain-containing protein 1 (gene Cisd2). Gene Ontology annotation, molecular function: 2 iron, 2 sulfur cluster binding. The transcript has 4 exons. The record is from RefSeq and is a predicted model, not a curated record. Gene Ontology annotation, biological process: regulation of autophagy. Gene Ontology annotation, cellular component: mitochondrial outer membrane; intracellular membrane-bounded organelle. The coding region runs from base 117 to 488 and encodes 123 amino acids. NCBI's taxonomy places the organism in Eukaryota, Metazoa, Arthropoda, Branchiopoda, Diplostraca, Daphniidae.